AUGAGCAAGGCCGAAAGAAAUAGCUUGAGAGAUGAGGCUAGGAGUAUGUUUUAUCAUGCAUAUAAUGCGUAUAUGGACAAUGCAUAUCCAGCUGAUGAGCUGAUGCCUCUCAGUUGUAAGGGAAGAUGGCGUGGUGUGACCCCGAGUCGUGGAGAUUUAGAUGAUGUUUUGGGAAAUUUCUCCCUUACGUUGGUAGACAGUUUGGACACCUUGGCCGUUAUGGGCGACUUUUCGGAAUUCAGCCGUGGAAUACACCUAGUUAAUCGUGAUGUCAGUUUCGACCAUGAUAUUGUUGUUUCUGUCUUUGAAACGAAUAUAAGGAUAGUUGGAGGUCUGUUAUCUGCUCACGUCCUGGCUACAGCACUGAAGAAUGAGGUUCCAGCUCUCAGUUGGUACAAUGGUGAACUGUUAUUGAAAGCCGAAGACGUUGGCAAGAGAUUACUGCCAGCUUUCAAUACUUCCACUGGUAUACCGCAUGGCAGGGUAAACCUUCGCCACGGUAUUCGCGGCAUGUCCGAAUCGCGCGAAACUUGCACAGCUUGCGCGGGCACUAUGAUCUUGGAAAUGGCAGCACUGUCAAGACUUACCGGCAACCCAGUCUUCGAGCAGAAGGCACAUAAAGCGAUGGACGGCUUAUGGAAGAUUAGACAUAGAACAUCAGACCUGAUGGGUACAGUCAUAAACAUCCACUCCGGGGACUGGGUCCGCAAAGACUCUGGAGUCGGAGCUGGAAUCGACUCGUAUUACGAGUACUGCUUAAAAGCGUACAUACUCCUUGGGGAUGAAAAGUACUUGGCUAGAUUUAAUAGACACUACAAUGCAGUCAUGAAGUAUAUAAGCCGGGGUCCUAUAAUGUUGGCGGUACAUAUGCAUCGACCCCAUCUGCAGUCCAGAAAUUUUAUGGACGCGCUGUUGGCCUUUUGGCCUGGACUGCAAGUGCUUUUGGGUGACGUGAGGCCAGCUGUAGAGACGCAUGAAAUGCUGUAUCAGGUUAUGCAGCGUCACACCUUUAUACCUGAGGCAUUUACCAGUGACUUCCAGGUGCACUGGGGUCAGCACCCCUUACGUCCGGAAUUCCUCGAGUCCACCUACUUCCUUCAUCGCGCCACAGACGACGACCAUUACCUCCAAGUGGGAAAAACCGUGUUAAAAGCGUUACAGCAGUACACAAGGGUACCGUGUGGGUACGCAGCGGUGAACGACGUACGAACACGUGUGCACGAGGACCGCAUGGAUUCGUACGUGCUCGCGGAGACGUUCAAAUACCUUUUCAUGCUGUUCGGCGAGGACAGAGAUUUACCGAUCAAGUUGGAGGAUUAUGUACUAACUACGGAAGCACAUUUCUUGCCUCUGAGUUUGGCGACGGAUGGAAGGAACUCCACCUAUCUCAAUAUAAGAAUUGGCGAUGAUGAUGAUGAUAAAUACAGAAAGACAUGCCCGAACACUGCGUCGUUGGUGGCAGAGAAAGUGCGUCGGCCAAUGCGCCAGAUGCUCGGCUCAAGCGCAGCCCGACCGCCGGCGAGACUUCGCCCUCUCAACGACCCUCGCCAAAUUCACGCGCUCUCCGACAUGGGCAUAUCCGUUCUGACACUGCCCGAUGGAAGGGUUCAACUACUUUAUACUACUAAUACGGCGAAAUCGCCGAAGGACGCCGCGGAAGGCCUCACAUUCAUGCAGGAAAUGUCCAAGUGGAACGCCUUAAGUGACAUGGAGAACGGCGUGAUCGCGGCCGGGGUUAAGGUAAAGGACGCCGUGUACGCAGCCGGGCCCGGCCACUUCGGAAAGGAGAUCACCGGCCGCAAAAGGUACAUGGGCCACGUGGCAUAUGCGAUCCCGCAAGACGCGUGCACGAGCGUCGAGAAUAAGGAGGAGCUGUUGGGAAAAUUCGCAGCUGCCGUCCGUGGGCAGUGUACUUUUGCACAGAAGGUUCGCAACUUACAAGAGGCCGGUGCGCAGUUAGCGAUAAUACUAGACAAUGUAAAGGACUCGUCCCACGAAAGCACCGCGCUCUUCGCCAUGUCCGGAGACGGGAAAGACGACAUACAGAUUCCGGCCGUGUUCCUCUUCUCGAGGGAAGGUGAAAUAUUGAACGAAGCACUUAAAAACGAUCCAAAUCACAUGGUCACUAUCGGCGAAUUAAAAUCCAUGAAGCAGGAAUACGAGAGCUAUGAUAAGUGUGAUGUUCUCGCCCCGGCAUCAGCUGAUAAAGAAUCUUUCGAUCAGCUUAAGAGAGUUCUGAGUCAACUGGUCGGGCAAUUUGAGCUAACCCUAUCUAACGAUGACCAGAAGAGCUGCGAAGAGAGCGCGGACGCUUAUGUGACUAGCAAAACACAUGUAGAGCCGCCAAAAGUCUGUAAAGCCAAAGACGGUGAGCAGAAACGAGAUGGAUUAGAUGCAAACGACAUCGCGAGUAAACAAGAUGGGGUGUAA
This is a messenger RNA of Leptosia nina, 2430 nucleotides long. The record is from the annotation of a GenBank genome assembly. NCBI's taxonomy places the organism in Eukaryota, Metazoa, Arthropoda, Insecta, Lepidoptera, Pieridae.